UCGGCGGGCGCCCUGUGGAUUUACCCUACCAAUUGCCCCGUGCGGGACUACCAGCUGCACAUCGUUCGGACCUCUCUGUUCUGCAACACGCUGGUGUGUCUGCCUACCGGGCUGGGGAAGACUUUUAUUGCCGCCGUGGUCAUGUACAAUUUCUACCGCUGGUUCCCUUCCGGAAAGGUGGUCUUCAUGGCCCCCACGAAACCCUUGGUGACACAGCAGAUGGAGGCGUGCUACCAGGUGAUGGGUAUCCCGCAGUCCCACAUGGCCGAAAUGACAGGUUCUACUCAAGCUCUCACCAGGAAGGAAAUAUGGUGCAAUAAGAGAGUCCUUUUUCUUACACCUCAGGUCAUGGUAAAUGACCUUUCUAGAGGAGCUUGCCCCGCUGCUGAAAUAAAGUGUCUGGUUAUUGAUGAAGCUCAUAAAGCUCUCGGAAAUUAUGCUUAUUGUCAGGUUGUAAGAGAACUAAUCAAAUAUACAAAUCAUUUUAGAAUCUUGGCUCUCAGUGCCACACCAGGUAGUGAUAUAAAGGCUGUGCAACAGGUUAUUACUAACCUACUAAUUGGGCAGAUAGAGCUUCGUUCUGAAGAUUCUCCAGAUAUUUUGCCAUAUUCUCAUGAAAGACGAGUUGAAAAGCUUGUUGUUCCUCUUGGUGAAGAACUUGUAGCCAUCCAAAAGAUAUAUAUUCAGAUUUUGGAAGCAUUUGCGAGUUCUUUGAUUCAGAGGAAUGUUUUGAUGAGAAGUGAUAUCCCCAAUCUAACAAAAUAUCAGAUAAUUCUGGCAAGAGAUCAGUUUAGGAAAAACCCAUCUCCAAAUAUUGUGGGAAUACAACAAGGCAUAAUCGAGGGAGAGUUUGCUAUUUGUAUUAGUUUAUAUCAUGGUUAUGAAUUAUUGCAGCAAAUGGGAAUGAGAUCAUUAUAUUUAUUCCUUUGUGGAAUUAUGGAUGGAACUAAAGGAAUGACACGGUCAAAAAAUGAACUUAGCCGAAAUGAGGACUUCAUGAAACUCUAUAAUCAUCUAGAGUUCAUGUUUGCACAUACGCGUAGUACUUCUGCAAGUGGUAUUUCUGCUAUCCAACAAGGAGAUAAAGAUAAAAAAAAUUUUUAUAGUCAUCCAAAGUUAAAGAAAUUAGAAGAAGUUGUAGUUGAACACUUCAAGUCAUGGAAUGCCCAGAACACCUCUGAGAAGAAAUGUGAUGAGACCAGAGUUAUGAUUUUCUCUUCAUUUCGAGAUAGUGUUCAAGAAAUUGCAGAAAUGCUUUUACCACAUCAGCCAGCUAUUAGAGUAAUGACUUUUGUUGGCCAUGCCUCAGGGAAAAGCACGAAGGGUUUCACUCAGAAGGAACAACUGGAGGUAGUGAGACAAUUUCGUGAUGGUGGUUACAACACAUUGGUUUCUACCUGUGUUGGUGAAGAAGGUUUGGAUAUAGGGGAAGUUGAUCUUAUAGUAUGUUUUGAUGCCCAGAAGAGCCCAAUUCGCCUGGUGCAACGAAUGGGUAGAACAGGCCGCAAACGUCAAGGAAGGAUUGUUGUUAUCCUUGCUGAAGGGCGAGAAGAACGUAUUUAUAAUCAGAGUCAGUCCAACAAAAGAAAUAUUUGUAAAGCUAUUUCAAGUAACAGGCAGGUCCUUCAUUUUUACCAAAGAAGUCCACGAAUGGUUCCUGAUGGAAUCAAUCCAAAAUUACACAAAAUGUUCAUCACACAUGGUGUCUAUGAACCAGAGAAGCCUUCUCGGAAUUUGCAGCGUAAGUCAUCUAUCUUUUCCUACAGGAAUGGAAUAAGGAAAAGUAACUCAAAGAAAGACUGGUUCUUAUCAGAAGAGGAAUUUAAAUUAUGGAACAGACUUUACAGAUUAAGAGACAAUGAUGGAAUUAAGAAGAUAACAUUGCCCCAGGUUCAAUUUCCAUCUUUACAAAAUGAGAAUAACAGACCAACUCAAGAGCCAACUAUUGGAAUCCAUCAACUCUCUCUCUCUGAAUGGAGAGUGUGGCAAGAUCAUCCUCUUCCUACGCAUCAAAUUGACCAUUCAGAUCGAUGCCACCAUUUUAUAAGCCUUAUGCAAAUGAUAGAAGAAAUGAGACAUGAAGAGGGAGAAUGCAGCUAUGAAUUGCAAAUUAAAUCUUAUUUACAGAUGGAAGAUGUUCGCUCAACAUUUAGUGCUUCCAGGAAUGAAUAUAAUAAUCUUGCCUUUAUUAUUCACAAGAAAUCUUCAUUUACAAGGAAUAUAAAUCAAGGCAGUUCAUUCUCGAUGUUAGAAUCUGAUGCAGAAUGUGCUGAAAUUUUUAAACAUACUCAUAUCAAAUCUACUAAAGUUGUUUCUCUAAAGAAAAAAGCUUCUAAAGAAAUGAAAAAAGAUAAUGAUGGUGUCGUGGAUUCUUCAGACAUUGACAUAAGUUCUACUGUUGAAAAUGUUUUUCAGGUAGACCUACCAAAUGAUAAAAAGACAUCAGAUACAGAUGAAGUUGCUGCAGCGUGUCCUAUUAAUGAAAAUGUUGUGAAUCGGCCAUGUAUAGUAUUAACAGAGUGUCAGUUUACAAAUAAAUCUUCUAGUUCAUUUGCUGGAAGUUUUUUAGAUUCUGGUUAUAACAGUUUCAGUGAUGAAAAAUCUGCAUCAUCUAGCUUGUUUCUUCCAUUUGAAGAAGAACUUUAUGCUGCUAGAACAGAUGAUCAAUUUCAUAAUUGUCACUCAUUUACAAAAGAGAUACUAGCUAAUGUAGAGAGAUUUUUAUCUCAUUCUCCUCCGCCUCUGAGUAGACUCUCAGACUUGGAAUAUGAAAUUGCUAAGGGUUCUACAAGUAAGAAUUUGUUUUCCUUAUCCUAUGCAGAGCAUUUUCAAAAUGAUAAAUUUACCUGUUCAUAUGUGAAUUCUCAACAGAAUUUAGAAUUGAAUUCACUUAAGCUUAUUAAUCCUACUUCAAAAAAAUGUUAUCUUUAUGGUAAAACUAAUGAUAAGAUUUCUGAUGAGCCAAGCUUUUCUAACCGUGAUGAUAAAGUACAUAAAGAUAUUCAAAAUGAAAAUUUAUUACCUAACAAUCAUGUUAAAAUACACAUAGACCCUGAAAAGAAUUUAGUUGAAGAAGACAAUGAUGAUGUUGAUAACAGUGACCUCCCAGUAUUGUUCACCGAUCAUGAUGAGAGUUUACUAUUAUUUGAAGAUGAUAAUGCAGAAUUGAAUGAUGUGAGCUUUUCUCUCUUAAACAGUAAAUGCAAAUCUUUAUGUGUGUCAGACAAAACCGCUAUAAGUGGAACAGCUCUCGUCGCUGAUGCCUUAAUUUCUGAUGAUCUUUUGUUAGACAGUAAUUCUGAACCACAAGACCAAAUCAUGUGUGAUACUAAUAGUUGGAAAUCUCAUGAAGAUUUGACGGGUGUACGUGAGGAAAAACCGAAGAGUGAUGAAUGUGUUUUUGAUUGCUCUAGGGAUUUAUUUUCUGUUACCUUUGAUUUAGGAUUUUGUAGUCCAGAUUCUGACGAUGAAAUCCUAGGACAUGCAUCAGAUAUAAAUAACAGUAGACUUCUAGAUCUAGCUGGAAGGUAUUUGGGUGUUAAGAAGAUAAAUGAUGUGAACUGUAUUUCAAAUAAAGCAGUAAUACCAAGAGAUCAUGGUGAAAACUUUAUAAGUGGAACCAUCCCAUCAAAUACAACUUUUGCACGUUUUCUACCAAGUGCAGCAAAAAAUAAAGAAUUUAUGUCUCCUGGUUAUUCUCAAUUUUCUUUGCCAGUAGGAGAAAAAGUUAUGAGUACACCACUUUCUGAAUCAAACCCCUACAACUCAUUUUCUAAGAUGAGAGAGGAAAUGCCUAAUACGCCAGAUUCUAAUAAGGAAAAAGUACUUAUACAAAGUUUCAAAGAAACAUUGAAUUCAACUUUAGAUUAUUCAGGAUUUUCUCUAGAAAAGGGUAAAAGUGGUAAUCAGAUCUAUCUGCAUCAAUCCUGUCAUUCUGCUGAAGAUGAACGAUUACUAACAAGUAAUGACAGUGAAGAUGAGAUUUUUCGAAGAAAAAAUAAAAAAGGAAAAGGAAAUGUUUUAAAAUCUCCUGAGGAUCAGAAAAAUAGUGAUGACUCUCCACUUCAUGCUGUCAAAAAGCGCAGGGUUCCUCUAAACAGACUAGAAUUAUCAUCUAGUGAUGAGAGUGAGAAUCUUCACAAACCAUAUCCACAAUUGGAACACAUCAAGGGUUGUAACAGGAAAGCUAGAAGAUGCAUCAAAGUCCCAAAGAGACAGAAUCACCUAAAGCAUGUAGCUAGGAAGUUUUUAGAUGAUGAAGCAGAACUUUCCAAAGAAGAUGCAGAAUGUGUUUCAUCAGAUGAAAAUGAUGCGUCAGAAAAUGAACAAGAUGCCUCAUUACUUGACUUCUUAAAUGAUGAGACUCAACUUUCACAAGCUAUAAAUGAUUCUGAAAUGAGAGCUGUUUACAUGAAAUCUUUGCGUAGUCCAAUGAUGAACAAGUACAAAAUGAUCCAUAAGAAACAUAGGAAUGUAAACAUUUUCUCACAGAUUCCUGAACAAGAUGAAACUUAUUUAGAGGACAGUUUUUGUGUUGAUGAAGAGGAAUCUUGCAAAAGCCAAUCAAGUGAAGAAGAAGUUUGUGUUGAUUUUAACUUAAUAACUGAUGAUUGCUUUGCAAAUGGGAGUAAAAAAUAUAAAACCAGGCGUGCAGUAAUGCUAAAACAAAUGAAGAGAGAAAAUUGUACACGUGUAAAAAAGAAACUAUCCAGAAUUAUAUUACCAAAUGAUUCAAGUGAGGAGGAAAAUAAUGUAAAUGAUAAAAAGGAAUUCACAAUUGUGGUUAGCCCAAGCACUGUUAACAAGAACAAACAACAGGACCGUUGUUUAACUUUAGUGCCUUCUGGGUCUUCAUUGCAGUCUAAGAUUUAUUCUAAUCCAAUAGUUAAUCAAUCACUAAAGCAGAGACAACAGAUACCACUUAAGUUAAAGGAUACAGUUUCUGAAGUCUCAGAUGUCAAACCUCAGGACCAUAAUAAAAUAGACUCUACCAUGCCACCGUUCACUACUGUUGAUUCACAGAAAGACUGUAGAGAAUUUCCAAUUCCUUUGAAGGUUGGGAGUGCUCUGGAGGAUUCUAGCACUUCAGGGGCAUCCUGUUCCAAUUCAGGACCACAUUUAGCUGGGACACAUCCUUCUCUCAGACUUCCACAGGAAGGGAAAAGAACCUGUAUUCUUGUUAACAGUCAUGAAGUCACUUCUGGUUUGGAAGUAAUUUCUUCCCUAAGAGCAAUUCAUGGGUUACAAGUGGAGGUUUGUUCUCUGAAUGACUGUGACUACAUUGUGAGUAACCGCAUGGUGGUGGAAAGGAGGUCCCAAUCUGAGAUGUUAAAUACUGUCCGUAAGAACAAGCUCAUUGAACAGAUCCAGCACCUGCAGAGCAUGUUUGAAAGAAUAUGUGUGAUUGUGGAAAAGGACAGAGGAAAGACAGGGGACACAUCAAGGAUGUUUAGGAGAACAAAGAGCUAUGACAGCCUGCUGACUGCCUUAAUUGGCGCUGGAAUCCGAAUUCUUUUCAGUUCCUGCCAAGAAGAAACUGCAGAUUUGCUAAAAGAACUGUCUUUAGUGGAACAAAGAAAGAAUGUUGGUAUUCACGUUCCAGCAGUAGUGAAUAGUAGUAAAUGUGAGGCACUUCAGUUUUAUUUAAGUAUUCCCAAUAUAAGUUAUAUAACUGCAUUAAAUUUGUGUCACCAGUUUUCAUCUGUGAAAAAGAUGGCUAACAGCUCACCUCAAGAAAUCUCGGUGUAUGCACAAGUAACUCUUCAAAAGGCCGAGGAGAUCUAUAAAUAUAUUCACUAUGUAUUUGACAUACAAAUGUUACCAAAUGAUCUUAACCAAGACAAACUGACAUCCGAUGUAUGAUCAACUGCUCAAGAUGCCGUUAUCAGAAGUCUCAUGAUGCACUUCAGUAAUCAUUGCUGUGAUUUGUGAUUAUCAGUUUAAAAUGUAUAAAUAUUUCCUUAUCACUUAAA
Messenger RNA from Carlito syrichta (Philippine tarsier), 5972 nucleotides. RefSeq names its product Fanconi anemia complementation group M (gene FANCM). The transcript has 23 exons. Gene Ontology annotation, molecular function: four-way junction helicase activity; four-way junction DNA binding; nuclease activity. The annotation marks the transcript as partial. Lineage: Eukaryota; Metazoa; Chordata; Mammalia; Primates; Tarsiidae. Gene Ontology annotation, biological process: interstrand cross-link repair; replication fork reversal; double-strand break repair via synthesis-dependent strand annealing. The record is from RefSeq and is a predicted model, not a curated record.